AUGGCCGGCCACAACUCAGACUACGAGUUGAAAUCAGUCAACGUCACGGAGCAAGCGAAGCCGCCCUUGCCCUCAGCUCACGAUGUAUCCUCCGAGGAGGACACUGCACACGUCCAGACACGCACAAGAAGGCUCUUCAGCUUGAACAAGCUGUUUGCCUUCCAUCUCAACUACAUGGGAACGUGGUAUGGCGUUGGAGGCAACAUGUACUUCGCCAUGUACAACGGCGGCCCUUCGGCAUGGUUUUUCGGCUACCUCAUCAUCUUCUUCUUCGCCUGCUUUCAAGUUGCUUCCUUCGCAGAAUUGUCUUCAAUCCAGCCUAUCGCCGGUGCCCAGUACUACUGGACCUACCACUUUGCACCACCUACACCACUGCUCGAAGCUCUCGUCCAGAUAAACUACUCGGACUACGAGCAAACAGGUUGGCGCACGAUGCUUAUUACUCUUGCGGUAUUGUCCGCUAUGACUUUUGUCAACCUUUAUUGCUUCCGCGUGGUCCCGUUCGUCGAACUCAUCACGGGAAUCUUGUCCCUCAUUCUUUUCCUGGCCUUCGUCGUCAUCUACCUCGUCAUGGGCCCACGUAACAGCGUCGAUAUCUUUACCACCUCCGGUACUCUGUCCGGCUGGGAGGACUUUUAUGCAUCUUCCCAUGUAGGAGCACUGUCCAGUUUCUUCUUGUUCAUUGGUUUUGAGGGUGUUAUCAACAUGGGUGAAGAGUCGAAGACAGCCCAAGUCGUUGUUCCGAAAUCGCUGUUAUGGUCUGUCGUCACCGGCGGCCUAAUGGGAUUCAUCUUCUCGAUCGUCUUGAUGUUCGUCAUCCCGUCACCCGAAGUGCUCAUCGCAGCCGCCAACCCGCAAAUCGCCACCAUGCUCCAUGUGACUGGAUCUAUAAAAGCCACGACUGCUAUGGGAUCGUUCUACCUAUUCUUGCAAUGGUCUUCUGCCAUGUGCACCAUCUCGUCAGCCUCGCGACUGACAUGGGCAUGGGCGCGAGACGGUGGGCUGCCGCAGUACUUCGGUCAUGUCGAUGGCAAAUACCGUAUUCCUCUGCGUGCCGUCAGCUUGAACUCGGUUAUCAUCGCCCUCUUGAGCUUACUGAACUUAGGAAGCGGCGCCUUUGUCGCUCUAGGAGCCAUUUCCUCCUUAGCGACUACAGCUCUAUAUAUCAAUGCGAUCAUACUUGCCGUGGUCUUGUACGCUCGCUUUACAUCUGGCUUCAAACUCGGAGAGUGGAACUUGGGGAAAUGGGGAGCUCCCAUUAAUGUGAUUGCCUUGGUGUAUACCAUUUACGCCGUCAUAUGGUUCCCUUGGCCACAGACCGUCCCUGUCGAUGGUUCAACUUUGAAUUACAGCGGACCUGUGACGGGCCUCGUACUUGUGGCCGCUGUUACUCUCUGGUUCAUGAAGUCCAGGCAUCAUUGGGAAGGUCCCAGCCGAGCUGUUGCCAAGAUUGUUCUUGAAAAUGCUAAGAAGUAG
Messenger RNA from Anthostomella pinea, 1476 nucleotides. The record is from the annotation of a GenBank genome assembly. Lineage: Eukaryota; Fungi; Ascomycota; Sordariomycetes; Xylariales; Xylariaceae.